AUGAUCUUCUUCCUCUUUCUCCCUUCCCUUGCUGUCUCUCUCUGCCUAUAAAGCUGACACAUUUCUAAAGUUUUCAACUUUCUCUUCUCAUAUACCCAAAACGGCAAUUAGGGAAACUUCGUCACAAAUCCUAAAAAGAGUUUCCUUUUCCGGUAAAGUUCCACACUUUCUCUCCUUCGUUUCCAUCGAAAGGUCUCAACUUUAUCUUCUCAUCUUCCUCCUCUGCUAUCAAUUUCUGAGUUUCUACUUACGUUUUGCUUAAACUCUUUGUGUAUAAUGAAUCUUCGGCGCUUAGUGAUUUGAGAGAUUAUGGAGGAGGUAAACUGCUCUUUACCUGCUUGUCCGACAGAGGACGCCAUUAAAGCUCUGUUAGAGAACUUAGUCGACCCUCUGCUUCCAGCUAAACCUUCUCUAACUGAUGUUCCUUCCAAGUCUCUCCGUGAAUCUGUGGCUAAGCAGGUUCAUGCUGUUGUGGUGCUGUACAACUAUUACCACAGAAGAGAGCAUCCUCAUCUCGAAUGCUUGCCUUUUGAGUCUUUCCGUAGCUUGACUACUGUUAUGAGGCCUGCUCUGCUGCCCCAUUUCAAGGAAUCUGGAGAAGCAUUGCUAGAGAAGGCUAUUGUGGAUGCAUGUAGCUUAUCCGUGAGCUUGGGUGGUGCGUCUUCGGAUUUUUCCAGCUUGAACAAGUGGCCCAUAAGGAAAGUUGCAGUCUUGUUAGUUGAUUCCAACAAGACUUGUUGUUAUCUUCAACACAGUUCCGUCACACAAGGUGUGUGGUCACUACUUGAGAAAACUGCUGCUGCUGCUCAGACUGAAGAGGCUAUCUUCCAAAAAGUUGCAUUUGAAGCUAUUAAGGAGGCCACAGGUAUUAAUCACAAAGACAUUGUGAUCUUGGAGAGGCAUUUGGUACACUCUUUGAGUGAAGAGAAGACAACGGUCAAGUUUUACAUAAUGAAGUGCACUUCACAAGACAAGUUUCCUGGAGAGUUCCCUGUUGAAGAAUCACUUAAUUGCAUGCAAGGUCCUUUGUUUGAGAAGAGCUUCUCUGAAUGGUCUACCAAUUCCAUAGUUGAAUACUUUCAUGUUCUUCCAUAUGCCAGUCUUAUAACAGACUGGUUUUCCAGGCGAGAAGACGCUGAAUUUGUGAUAGAGAAAGAAGUAGAAGAUGUAUGUGAUGAGAUCGAAAGCAAUGGAAAGGCAGAUGAGUCUGAUAUUUGUUCCACGGAGGACGCCAUUAGAGCUUUGUUAGAGAACUUAGUCGACCCUUUGCUUCCACUCAAACCUUCUCCAACUAGUGUUCCUUCCAAGGAUGUCCGUGAAUCUGUGGCUAAACAGGUUCAUGCUGUUGUGCUGCUGUACAAUUAUUACCACCGAAGAGAGCAUCCUCAUCUGGAAUGCUUGUCUUUAGAGUCCUUCCGUAGCUUGACUACGGGUAUGAGGCCUGCUCUCUUGCCCCAUUUUAAGGAAUCUGGAGAAGAUGGAGUUUUGGAACAACAAACUGUCUUGCUGGAGAAGGUUAUUGUGGACGCAUGCAGCUUGUCCAUGAGCUUGGAUAUGUGUUCAGAUUUUUCCAGCUUGAAGAAGUGGCCCAUAAAGAAAGUUGCAAUCUUGUUAGUUGACUCAAAGAAGACUUGCUGUUAUCUCCAACACAGUUCCAUCACACAAGGUGUGUGGUCACUACUGGAGAAAACUGUUGCUGCUCAAGGCCAGAAUGAAGAGGCUAUCUUUCAAAAAGUUGCAUUUGCAGCUAUUAAGGAGGCCACAGGUAUUAAUCACAAAGAUGUUGUGAUCUUGGAGAGGCAUUUAGUGCACUCCUUGAGUGAAGAGAAGACAACGGCCAAGUUUUACAUAAUGAAGUGCACUUCACAAGACAAUUUUUCCGGAGAGUUCCCUGUGGAAGAAGCACUUAAAUGCAUGCAAGGUCCUUUAUUUGAGAAGGGCUUCUCUGUCUCUGAAUGGUCUACGAGUUUCGUAGUGGAAUACUUUCACGUUCUUCCAUAUGCCAGUCUAAUAACAGACUGGUUUUCCAGGGGAGAAGACACUGAGUUUGUGAUAGAUAAAGAAGCAGAAGCUGUUUGUGAUGAGAUUGAAAGCAAUGGAAAGGCAAAUGAGCCUGAUAAUUUUGACACUCCUGGAAGAGGAGAUAAUGCUAAAAGGAGUAAUGAUACUAAUGCCAGAAAAGAUGCAGCUCAACGUAGCAGUCCUAAAGCUAGAAAAAAAGUUGCUCCGAGGUUCUAUUCUCGUAACUUGAGAGGAAGAACAGUUCCUGCAGUGGAACCCGAGGUUGAGACGGUAGUUGCGUUGAAGGCUAAUGAUGCAGAUAAUGAUAUGAGCCCUUGUAAAGGGAGCUACUCUAAUGGAGAGAGAGGUGGUGGGGAGGUUGGAUCUGGUUCAAAUUAUCAAAGAGAAAGAGAUAACCAGAGGAAAAAAGCUGUUACUGACAAACUUAAGAGCAUUCUUAAGCUUAAUAAUAAUAAUGCAUCUCCUGUUUCUGCUCAUGACCUUAACCUUGAGGAGCUACAAAGCACUCUUCUUUCUAGAGCAACAUCUCUAUCUGAAACUGCAUUGAAAGUUCUUCACUGCAAACGAGAUAAGCUGACACUUCAGCAGAGGGAUAUAGAAGACGAGAUUGCUGAAUGUGACAAACGCAUCAAGAACGUCAGAGGUAAUUGGGAGCUGCAACUAGAAACAAUACUUGAGUGCUGUAAUGAGGCAUACCCGAGGAGGCGUAUCCUUCAAGAAUCUCAUGACAAUUCAGCAUGUCAAAGCAACAAGAGGCUGAAGCUCUCUGAACCUCUUCCUUCUUCCAAAAGUAUGUGUCAGAAACUCGAUGAUCUCUGUCUUGAGAAUAACUGGGUACUCCCAAACUAUCACGUGUCUUCAACAGAUGGUGGGUUUGAAGCUGAAGUAAGAAUAAAGGAGACUAACUUUGCGCAUACAAUCUGUGGAGAUGAAAAGUCUGAUGCUGAGGAAGCUAGGGAAUCUGCAGCGGCUUGCUUGCUAACUAGGUUACACCACAACACAAGACAACAGCCACCAACUUCUCGUCAUUGAUUGAGUGAGAACCAUGAGCAACUCGCUAACUUCAAACAAGAGUAGAAAAGGUUGUAAAGAUCACUAGUUCUGCAGUUUCAUCAUCUUUGCAACUAGUUUUGUC
This is a messenger RNA of Raphanus sativus (radish), 3157 nucleotides long. RefSeq lists its product as uncharacterized. The record is from RefSeq and is a predicted model, not a curated record. NCBI's taxonomy places the organism in Eukaryota, Viridiplantae, Streptophyta, Magnoliopsida, Brassicales, Brassicaceae. The coding region runs from base 310 to 3054 and encodes 914 amino acids. The transcript has 15 exons.